Fusarium odoratissimum NRRL 54006 is the source of this 2517-nucleotide messenger RNA. RefSeq lists its product as uncharacterized. Lineage: Eukaryota; Fungi; Ascomycota; Sordariomycetes; Hypocreales; Nectriaceae. Gene Ontology annotation, molecular function: DNA-binding transcription factor activity, RNA polymerase II-specific; zinc ion binding; DNA binding. The record is from RefSeq and is a predicted model, not a curated record. The transcript is spliced from 4 exons. Gene Ontology annotation, biological process: regulation of DNA-templated transcription; DNA-templated transcription. The coding region runs from base 1 to 2517 and encodes 838 amino acids.
AUGAAGCGUCAAGAACCCUGCGAGCCUUCGCAGGAUAGCCAGCCUUCAAUAAAGAGAGGCCCGUCCCGCCGGCCUCCAAGGGCCUCUCAAGCAUGUCGAUCUUGUGCUGCCUCCAAGGUUCGAUGUGACGACCUUGAGAGAUGCCGACGGUGCCUGAAGCGUGGCGUUGCCUGUGUUCGCCCAACUCAGGUUGCACAAUGCCACCAGACGAUUUUGGUGGAGCCACUACGCGCCCCAAGCGAUUCAAGCACAAGCAUCUCCGUCGACACGGAAGACUCUUGCAUCCUAGAGUUGACCGCACCGAAGCCCUCUGGGACAGCGCCAAUUGCCGUCCCCACCGAAGAGGAUGGAGGAGGCCUUAUCAUGGGCGACAGCGACGCCACGAUUGGCUUCGCUUUUCCAAAUUCACCCUUGUCACUAGGUCAUCCGGGCUCUUCACAGGUGGGUCAAGUGAUAUUCCCUCAAGGCGGUCAAUAUGCUGAGAGAUCGCAGCCGCGCGGCGAUAUGCAGCCUGAAGACAACCUUGGCGACAUUUUGCCCGCCGACACCACCGAGUGGUUAAAGAAUGCCCCCUUGCACGCCGAAUUCGACCAAUCGCUUCUUUUCCCCUUCUCGCUUAUUGACUUCUCUGGAUUUUCCGAGGCUAUUCAAAUGCACGACUCGACAGACUUGGCCGACAUAACCUCCAAGACCUUGCAGCCCCAGGACAAAACUGUUUUUGAGGAAGCCGUCAUAGCCUACAAUACCACUCUAGGAGGCUGGAAGCCAACUCCCGAGGAUUAUGUAGCUGCAGCCAGAGCCUCUCUGUAUGUUCCGCUGGAGGAACAAGCUCGGCUGCUGGAAGACUUGUGCCAUUUCAAUCCCGUUGUAAUCGAUACAUGUUUGUCGGCUGAACGAAGAGAAGACAUCAUGCUUGCCAUGAUUGACGGCACUCAGACCGCCCACUCGUUGCUCGCAGUUCGCAUGUUCCCCUCAGCCGAAAUACUAGACAAGUUACUCAAAGCAUUCCUUAGCACCCAGGAGACCAGCGCUUUGGCCUUCAUCCACCUUUCGACGUUCGAUCCAUCCACUUGCAGUUUGCACCUUCUAAUAGCAUGCAUCGUCGCGGGUGCCGCGUUGUCACAAAGCCCUUCGGCCCGUAAGUUCGGGCUAGCGCUGCUUGACGUGCUACGUCUUCAUCUUGCAGCAUCAGCUGAACGGGAUAAUACCUUGACUCGCGACAUAUCGUAUGUCCAAUCGCUCAUGAUAUUGUCAGAAACGGGUCUUUGGAGUGGAGAUAAAAGGAUAUCCGAAAUGUCUGAUAUCUUGUCAGGGCUUGCAGCAUCGAUGUUACGACACGGCGGUCGAUUUGCUCAACACGCCUAUCUCAACCCCGGUCUCAUGUUGGAGGAGCCUCGGGGCGAUCUGGAUGAGGCAUGGAGAAGUUGGGCAGAACAGGAGUCUUUGAAGCGGACGGUUCAUCGACAUCUUCUGCAGUGCACACAGCGGUCCGUCAUAAGGAACAUGCCAGCGCAGAUUUGUCCCCUGGAAGUCACGACACCUAUACCUGAAGAUUGCCGGUUUUGGUUUGCAAAGUCAGCGAUUGAGUGGAGGUCCAUCUACCUAGACUCUCAACCUCAACAACCUUUCGGAGAGCCAAGAAUGUCCAUCUCCGACUGCCUCUCUGAUAUCCAAUCUAUCGACCGCCUUCCGUCCUCGCAGUCGUCUAAAUCGGCCCAGUUAUCGAUGCUUUACUCUUUUCUUUCUAUGCUUGUCGACGAUCGUCGCCGAAGCGUACUUUUCCACAAGCAACGGGACUCUGGCUGGUCAUUUACUGAUGUGACUCGAUCAGAUAAUCAUUCAGAUUUGGUCUAUUUGUUUAAGGAGCUGCGAGACGUGAUCGAAAAAGAUCCAAUUGCCACCAGAUCAGUUCAUGUUACCUUCAUGGUCGAGUUCAAUAUCCUUUACUCGGCCACCCCCCGAUAUCUCAGAGAUUUCCUUUUGACGGAUGGAAAACAGGCGCCUGCUCCUGAAGCCUUUUCACAACUUCACGAGUGGCAGCAGAGUAGAGCCAGCAGGUCAGCAAUUUGGCAUGCUGGUCAGCUUAUGAGAGCUUGUAGAGAGAUCGAGCCAAAAGAACGGACCGAUUUCCAUUUGCUUGGUGUCUAUCGUGCCCUAUUGUGCCUCUGGACGUACUGGACUGCCACGAGAAAGAAUUCGCCAACUAUGACCGACAUCAACAGAUACGCAGAUAGCUCGCCCCAGGUUCUACUGGACGGGCACGAGUCGCUUGAAUCUCAGCGCUGGAUUAGUCACAACAACGGUGCCCCGUACCUGGCAAGGCCACCUCAGUCGAGCGAGUUGCGGGACAUGGUCCCUGACCUAGUUCCAGUCGACGCUAUUGAUUCGGGGGGGAAUUUGUUCAAACUACCUUUAGUCGGCUUGCUAAACGAGUGCUUCUCCUUUAAGACCACAGGAAGACAUAUUCCUAUUCUCCAACAUGCUUCACUUAUCUUGUGUAGCUUAGAAAGGUUAUAG